This is a messenger RNA of Hypoxylon fragiforme, 1153 nucleotides long. RefSeq lists its product as uncharacterized. The transcript has 2 exons. Lineage: Eukaryota; Fungi; Ascomycota; Sordariomycetes; Xylariales; Hypoxylaceae. Bases 213 to 1070 code for a protein of 285 amino acids. The record is from RefSeq and is a predicted model, not a curated record.
GGCCGGCAAGCACCCGCUCACUCAUUCGCACGCCACCUUCAACCUUGAGACACUGAAUCAUUCAACUGGCCAACUGCUAUAUAACAGAAACGUAGUGUUAGGUCAAGCUCGCUAGGUGAUGCCCUUUGACUUACAUCCAUUAUCCAUCAUAUAUUAUCAUAUCCCUUUGUAUUGAAUCAAUCCAUGUAUGCAUUAUAUAUCUCCCUCCUCCUAUGACCAUGACUAUAUGUAAACCUAAUACGACGGCGACGACAACGAUAAUGACGACAAGCCUUGUCGAGUCCUGCUGCACUUGUGCAACUUUACUUUGCAAUGUCCCUCGCUACAGCGAAUCGGAAAAGCCUUUACCGUUGCAUCGCCAAUUGGAUUGCUGUCGAAGAGUAAUAUGUGGCAAAUGCCUUAAUAAUAACCCGCGCUUCAACACCUACUGUCCCUAUUGCCAGAUCUCACUCACAGACACAACCCUACCGCAGGGUCUAAGAGAUCCUCCUUCUUACGAAUCCUCAGUUACGGCCAGUUCCUCCUCCAAAGGCACAGUGGCAUCAGCAGCGCCGCCGCCCUAUACCCCUUCCGCAACGCAAAAGCCAUCAAAUCAACUAGAUGAGAAGCAUGACUCUCCCCAAGAGCUAACCGAGGACACUUUGCACUUUCUGAACCAUGCACACGAUAGUAUUCCCUCUCUAUCUCUGCGCUAUGGCGUACCUGCGUUUGCCCUGAGACGAGCCAACAACAUCGCGAGUGAUCACUUAAUUCUAGGUCGGCGGACUGUGAUAAUACCCGGCGAAUUUUAUAAGGGCGGCGUCAGCCUAUCGCCGCGACCAAUCGAGGGUGAGGAGGAGGAAGCUCGGAAAUCGAAAAUUCGCCGGUGGAUGGUAGCAUGCAAAGUCCACGAGUACGACGUUGCCGUUCUAUAUUUAGAGCAGGCCAACUACAAUCUUGAUAUGGCGACCGAGGCCUUCCUUGCGGACGAAGAAUGGGAGCGGGCACACCCCGUUGAAGCAGUGGGCAAAGGGAAGAGGGCUACUAAACGGGCAAGUGGUAGAAACGCAUAUUGGAGUAGCCGGACAUGAUUCCAAUGGGCAUCUUGGUAUAAUACUCUUGGACUUAAAAGGCUUUUUCAUAGCUCUACCAAAAUAAAAGGUGCAUAUUUAUA